AUGCAAACACCUUUAACAGCAUCACCGAACGGUAGUGCCACGACCUCUUCUCUAUCGUACAGCAAACAUCUCUACGCCAACAGGGUGGGUGGUGGACCUGAGGAUUUUGGUUUUGCACCGAGAAGGCAACAAAGACGCUAUAAAACAGUGCGCAAGGUGAAAUUAACGGGCGGCAACUUGGUAUUGGAAAAUCCUGUACCCAACAAAUACUUGCAACGAGUCAAGCGACGCGAUGAAAAUGAAUUUACCCACAUGCGCUACACAGCAGCGACCUGUGAUCCCGCCGAUUUCCAACGAGAAAAUUAUCGUCUUCGUCAAAAUCUGCUACAGAGAGAAACGGAAUUAUUCAUCGUUUUGACCAUGUAUAAUGAAGACGAGGUGUUGUUCUGUAGAACCAUGAACGGUGUCAUGAAGAAUAUUGCGCAUCUUUGCUCUCGUCAUCGCUCUCAAACGUGGGGUCCCACGGGUUGGAAAAAAGUCGUGGUUUGCAUUGUCUCGGAUGGACGCACCAAGAUUCAUCCUCGUACCUUAUCUGUGUUGGCUGCCAUGGGUGUGUAUCAAGACGGUUUAGCCAAGAAUAUUGUGAAUGGUAAGCCAGUAACAGCGCAUAUUUACGAGCAUACAACACAAUUAUCGAUUGAUGCGGAUAUGAAUUUCAGAGGUUCAGAAAAAGGAGUCGUGCCUGUUCAAGUCUUGUUUUGCUUAAAGGAGAAAAAUCAAAAGAAAAUCAAUUCCCAUCGAUGGUUCUUUCAAGCCUUUGGCCCUUUGUUGAAACCCAACGUGUGCGUUCUCUUGGAUGUCGGUACCAAGCCAAGCGGCACCUCUAUCUAUCACUUGUGGAAAUCGUUUGAUAUCAACCGCCAUGUCGCAGGCGCGUGUGGUGAAAUCAAGGCCAUGUUGGGCACCGCCGGCGUGCAACUGCUCAAUCCGCUCGUCGCGUCACAAAACUUUGAGUACAAAAUGUCCAACAUUCUCGAUAAACCCCUCGAGUCGGUGCUGGGCCAUAUUUCUGUCUUGCCCGGCGCUUUCUCUGCCUAUCGCUACAAGGCACUGCAGAACGACGUCCAUGGCCAGGGUCCGCUGGAAAAGUACUUUCUCGGAGAAAAGAUGCACGGGAGCGACGCUGAUAUUUUCACAGCCAACAUGUACUUGGCCGAAGACCGCAUCCUGUGCUAUGAGCUCGUGGCCAAGAAACACGCGGCGUGGGUGCUGCAUUACUGCUCCAACGCGCACGGCGAAACCGACGUGCCGGACAACGUGCCUGAAUUCAUCUCUCAGCGUCGGCGCUGGCUCAACGGCUCCUUCUUUGCUGGCCUUUAUUCCAUGGUGCACUGGCGGAAAGUCUGGAGUUCGGACCACAGCCUCUUUCGGAAACUGCUGUUCAUGCUGAACGACCUCUAUCAGCUGUACAAUCUCGUGUUUUCCUGGUUUGCCAUCGGCAAUUUCUAUCUCGUCUUUUACAUCAUGACCACCUCCAUCAGCACCGCACCCGAGCCGCCGUUCCGGGCCCACGUGGCCGGUCUGAUCCACACCGUGCUCAACUACAUCUACGUGCUGCUGUUGAUCAUUCAGUUUAUCAUUGCCAUGGGCAAUCGGCCCCAAGGCUUCCGAUGGGCGUACACGCUGAUCAUUGUCUUUUUUGCCCUCCUGAUGGGGUACGUCAUGUUUUGUACCGUGUGGAUCACGGUGCGAGGCGUGCAAGGCGCCUUUGAAACAGCCGCGUUGAACCAGGGCGAGAGUGUGAGCGAGCAGAUGCUGACCUUGAUACGACAGAGCACCUUCCGCAAUGUCAUUGUGUCCGUGUGUUCUACGUACGUCAUGUAUUUCGUGGCCAGCCUCUUGUUCCUCGAUCCAUGGCACAUGCUGACGAGCUUGGCCCCGUACAUCUUUAUGUCGCCCAGCUACAUCAACGUCCUCAACAUCUACGCCUUUUGUAAUACCCAUGAUGUGUCGUGGGGCACCAAGGGUGACAAUGGCGUCUCUACCGAUCUGGGCGUCGUCAAAGGCACGCAAGGAAAAGACGGAGAACAUGAAGUGGAGGUCGCGUUGCCCACGGAGCAAAAAGAUCUCAACGAGCUCUACGAUGAGGCUUGUCUGGAUCUGAAAGCGGCUACGGUGCCUGAAGUCAAGAAGCGCGAUGCCAAGACAAAGCAAGAGGACUAUUAUCGAUCCUUUCGAACCAAAUUAGUCACCGUCUGGAUAUUCUCCAAUUUGGUCUUGGUCACUAUCAUUACGAAUGGUCAAGAUGUCUUUCAAUGGUUUGGUAACUACAAUGAGCGAGCGACAGCCUACCUCGGCUUUAUUCUUUGGUCUGUAGCGGGUUUAUCCGCUGUCCGAUUCGUAGGUGCCUGUCUCUAUCUUGUCAUGAAAAUCUUUAGGGGCUAA
Molecule: messenger RNA, 2385 nt
Organism: Mycotypha africana
Lineage: Eukaryota; Fungi; Mucoromycota; Mucoromycetes; Mucorales; Mycotyphaceae
Product: chitin synthase 1
Exons: 4
Coding region: 1-2385 (794 amino acids)
Cellular component (GO): cell septum; cell periphery
Molecular function (GO): chitin synthase activity
Source: RefSeq, a predicted model, not a curated record